Gryllus bimaculatus (two-spotted cricket) is the source of this 495-nucleotide messenger RNA. Lineage: Eukaryota; Metazoa; Arthropoda; Insecta; Orthoptera; Gryllidae. The record is from the annotation of a GenBank genome assembly.
AUGCUACGUACUGCUUCUCGCAAAAUCAUGCCGGCGUUGCGGCCAGCAUACCAGCUGUCAGUUCGAGAUGCUCCCAUCAGACAUUUUUGGGAUUUCCGGCCUUCCGCCAGUAUGCGGUCUUUGAUGCGUGAAAUGGAAAGAUUUGAAAGAGAUUUUCUGGACAGAUUUCCUCUCCGGAACAUCGCUCCUCGAUUUAUUCCUGUGGAAGGGAACGAGACAGUUCCGUAUCGAGUCAACAUAGACGUCAAUGGCUUCAAACCUGAAGAAAUCAAUGUGGCUGUCAAGGAUAAAGUUCUCACAAUUCGGGCGAAAAUGGAGAGAAGUUCAGAAGACGGCGGGAAGUUCUAUCAGGAAGUAUCGAGAGAAAUUACUUUACCUGAGAACAUAAAGUCUGGGGAGUUGAAAUCCUUCUUGAAUAACGACGGUGUGUUGACAAUUGAGGCGCCUUACGAACCUGCUGAAAAACCCAAAGAGAUUCCUGUGAGCCAAAAGUGA